AUGACGAGAUCGUAUGUGUACGCCUCAGGACUCGUGGCCUUUGUCGCUGCGACCGCGUUGAAUCUAGCAUCCAUCGCUGUGCCUCGAUGGAUCACAUUCUCGGUCCAUGCUGGCGACGAGAAGAUUGAACGGCAGAUUGGCCUGCACAAGAGCUGUUCGACUCUGGAUUCGCCGCACUGCCGCGACUUCCCGUACAAGGACCUUUGUCUAUAUGAGGACCGAUAUUUCUGUUCGAUGUGGCGGACGGUUGGGUUCCUCGAGUCGUUUACAGCUUUGAUCUGUCUGGCUGGUCUGGCUUGCUUCGUGGUCAUCAUCCGUGGUGGCAAGUACAAACGCGAGACGGGCUGGCCGGUCCCGGCAUUUAUGAUGACCCUGGCGGCUACCCUUCAGCUCGUGGUCAUCUCUAUUGUUGCCUACCUUUACGACCACGACGACCAGUUUUCGGUUCCUGGGUGGCACUUGGAUGCGUCAUGGGCAAUGGCAGUAUCAAGUGCCUCCAUCUGUUUGCUCUCUGCCAUUGGAAUCUCGGCUUCUGCGUACUUGAUUCCACCUGAAGGAGGCUACACAUUCCUUGACGACUCCUUGAACUGA
Messenger RNA from Clonostachys rhizophaga, 591 nucleotides. Lineage: Eukaryota; Fungi; Ascomycota; Sordariomycetes; Hypocreales; Bionectriaceae. The record is from the annotation of a GenBank genome assembly.